AUGGCUGCAGUCGUAUUUAUCACCGUCCACGGCUCAAAUGGUACCACGAUUUCAUUGGUGUGCUCCAAAACAAAGGUAGCACCACUCAAGCGGCUCACCAUCCCGAGACUUGAACUCACCGCAGCGCUGCUGCUCUCAAGACUCAUGCAAUACGUUCAAGCCACAUUGAAGUUGAACGUCACAGCAACUCACCUGUGGACGGACUCUGUUGUGACACUCACGUGGAUCAAAUCUCAUGCAUCACGCUGGAAGGAUUUCGUGAGAAAUCGAGUUUCGCAGAUCCAAGAGCUCACUGCGAACGCACAUUGGAAAUACGUACCAGGUACGUCCAACCCAGCCGACUGCGCAUCACGAGGAUUAAGUACUGCUCAACUCCAAAGCCACUCAUUAUGGUGGACGGGACCACCGUGUAUACUCACCCCUGAAGCUUGGCCAUCACAACCCACGCUGUCGGACGAGUUGAGCGCUCAUGAGGCUCGUCCUGGCAUUGCGCUACAUGCGGCCGCAUCUCAACCGGACUAUCACUGGGACCUGAUAUAUAGGUACUCAACACUCAACAAGUUAUUGAAAAUAACAGCUCUUUGUUUCAGAUUCAUAUCGCUUCUGGGAAAGCGCCGACGCAAGCCACUGGACUUGCACUCAGCUUUGGAGGAGGCCAGAUUCUUCUGGAUUAAGGCUACUCAAGCGGCAUACUUCACGCACGAGAUCAAGAUGCUCACGGCCAACUCGAGACUACCAACUGCUCACGCAUUCAGUCGGUUGACUGCGUAUAUAGACGCUAAAGGGAUUAUCCGAGUUGGCGGCCGCCUCAACCAAUCAGCGCUAUCUCAAGACAACAAACAUCAGGCGAUUUUGCCUCGCCACGCACGGUUUUCAACCCUGAUCAUUGCACACGCCCAUCUGCGUACCUUGCAUGGAGGAACACAGCUGACAUUGGCUCAUGUCAGACAAAAUUACUGGAUCAUCGGCGGACGGGCUCCGGUGAAGUCUCAUAUUUUACGGUGUGUCGUGUGUGCUCGGCAGAGGGGGAUCCGUGCUCAUCAACUGAUGGGCCAACUACCUCUCUCUCGAGUUACGCCGUCACGUCCGUUUACUCAUACAGGAGUUGACUAUGCCGGACCGCUCACCAUCAAAACAUGGAAAGGACGAGGUGCGAAGACAUACAAGGGAUGGAUCUGUGUGUUCGUCUGCUUUUCCACCUCCGCAAUUCAUCUCGAAGUAGUCAGUGACUACUCAUCAGAAGGAUUUAUAGCAGCCUUUCGAAGAUUCUCAGCCAGAAGGGGAAUUGCUCAGACCAUGUAUUCGGAUUGCGGGACAACAUCCAUUGGAGCAGACGCCGCGCUUAUGAAAAUGUUCAUCCAGAGUUCCCAAGAACAUCAACGAAUCACUCAAAUUCUACAGCAGGAUUGCAUCAGAUGGAAGUUCAACCCACCAGGCGCUCCACACAUGGGGGGCAAGUGGGAGGCGGUGGUGAAAUCGGUGAAGUUUCACCUGAGACGGACUAUCGGGGAGACUCUACUCACAACGGAAGAACUUACAACGUUGCUUACGCAAAUCGAGGCCAUUCUCAACUCGCGGCCUUUAGAACCGUUGAGUGACGACCUUGAAGACGUCUCAGCGCUCACACCAGGUCAUUUCCUCAUUGGAGGUCCACUCACUACCAUACCCGAGUCAUCUCUGAUUGACCUAGCAACCUCACGCCUAUCUCGAUGGCAGCUCAUCCAACAGCGGGUUCAACAUUUUUGGGCACAAUGGUCGGCUCAUUAUCUGCAACGCCAGCAGGCGAUAUCCAAGUGGCAUCAUCCUAACAACAAUAUCAAGGUGGGGUCCAUCGUGCUGCUCACCGACGAACGCUCUCCACCGUGCAAGUGGCCACUCGCCAGAGUAACGGCCUUGCACCCCGGCAAGGAUGGACUCACCAGGGUGGUUACCCUCAAGACGGCCACCACGACACUCACUCGGCCAAGUGCCAAACUUGCCAUAUUACCCAUCAACUAG
Molecule: messenger RNA, 1998 nt
Organism: Temnothorax curvispinosus
Lineage: Eukaryota; Metazoa; Arthropoda; Insecta; Hymenoptera; Formicidae
Exons: 1
Coding region: 1-1998 (665 amino acids)
Biological process (GO): DNA integration
Molecular function (GO): nucleic acid binding
Source: RefSeq, a predicted model, not a curated record